CCGCCAGUGUCCCUCCUCAUCGCCUCCAAUUCUUCACGCUGACUCUGAAGCAAUACACGAAGAAAAUCCUUCACCUCGGGGUCCACCGCCUCUUAAGAAAUAAACCUCCCCUCUAAUUAAAUAAACUACUCCUUGAGUAGUCAUGUCACGUCAAUCCUCACCCGAAAAUUCCAACUUUGAGAGAGACUUCUGUAGUGAUUGUCAAUUCAACUCUCUCUCUCUCUCCUCGUUUUUGUAUGCAUCGUGUAUGUAUAUAUCAUGAUGUCGGAGCGUCUCUCUCACGCGGACUCCCACACAUCUUUCACAUCACCACCACCAUAAUAUUUCAAUUUCCACCCCCAAUUCUCCAAACCCUCAUCGCAGAUCUUCAAUUUCCCCUCCAAAAAUCCAAUCUUUUUCAACAUAAAAAUGCAAAAUCCGUAUACACAGCUUCAAUCGCAACCGCCGCAGCCCCAAUUCCCGGAGCAGGAGCAGCUGAAAUGCCCCCGCUGCGACUCCCCCAACACCAAAUUCUGCUACUACAACAACUACAACCUCUCCCAGCCCCGCCAUUUUUGCCGCAGCUGCAAGCGCUACUGGACCAAAGGCGGCACCUUGCGGAACAUCCCCGUCGGCGGCGGCUCCCGCAAGACCUCCAAGCGGAGCUCCUCCGAAAAAUCCUCCGAAACCACCUCCAAACGCCACGCCGUAGCCGCACCCCAGCCGCCGCCGCUCAGAGACGGAAAAAGCAGCGAUCAGGACAAGGCCGGCGAGGUGUUCGACACAUUGCCGCUGAGUGGAGAGAAUUUCACUGGGCCGUUUGAUACCUUGGGCUUCAACUCCUUGAUGGGCUCAGGUGUGGACCACUUCGACGGUUUGCUGGACCCUAAUGGGCCGGCCCAUUUCGAUGAAACGGGUCCAAGCCCAGAUGCGGAUCCGGGUUUGGACCUUUCCGGAGGCGGUGAUGGUGAUGGUGAUGGUGAUGGGGAUGAAUUCUUGAAUUUGCAGGGCGGCGGCGGCGGCGGAGAUUGGCCGGAUCUUGCGAUUUACACACCUAGCUCGAAUUUUCAGUAGCACUGAGGUGAGAUUAAUUAGGAAAACAAAAGCAGAAUCUGCAGAGGAGUUAUUUAUCUGCUAAUUUUUUAGUUUUUUCGGUUUCGGAAGAGUUUGUUGGUUGUUUUUGUUUCUAAUUUUCUGAGGAAUCUAAUUAUAGUAUUUAAGAAAAAUGAAAAAUACGUGACUAAUAUUGUAAGAAUGUUUCUCUAGUUUGGUAUCAGCAUUAAUGGUGGAUGUGUAAUGUGUUGAUUGAA
This is a messenger RNA of Salvia splendens (bonfire salvia), 1289 nucleotides long. RefSeq names its product dof zinc finger protein DOF1.7. The coding region runs from base 409 to 1053 and encodes 214 amino acids. The record is from RefSeq and is a predicted model, not a curated record. Gene Ontology annotation, biological process: regulation of DNA-templated transcription. Lineage: Eukaryota; Viridiplantae; Streptophyta; Magnoliopsida; Lamiales; Lamiaceae. Gene Ontology annotation, molecular function: DNA binding; DNA-binding transcription factor activity. The transcript has a single exon.